GUUGUCAUCGCGUUCUUUACUUUAGUGUAUUUCACACAGGGCGUACGGGCGUAGUUUUAAAUCUCCACAAUGCGGCUCUAACAACAACCAUUGUUUUUGUUUCUAUACAUUCUUAGGACCGUGUAACGUAUUUUUCUUACAGUAUACCGAAGAAAGACAGUUAAGCGCCUCCGGAAUCUAAGCAGUCUUACAUUUCACACGAAGGCUAGCUCAUAAGCUACUAGCUAACGCCUAACGUUAGCUAUGGAGGAGAGGAAAGAGGAGGGAGAAGCGGAGAUCCAAGAGCACGGCCCCGAGCACUGGUUUUCUAAAUGGGAACGGCAGUGCUUAGCAGAGGCCGAACAGAACGAUCCAAAUGAAGAGGAGACGGAACAAAGUCAACAGAAGCUGUGGCACCUUUUUCAGAACUCCGCCACCGCGGUAGCACAGCUCUAUAAAGAUAGAGUAUGUCAGCAGCAAGGCCUCUCUCUCUGGGUGCCCUUCCAGAAUGCAGCCACAGCUGUCACUAAUCUGUAUAAAGAGAGUAUGGAGGCCCGUCAGCGGAGCUAUGACCUGGGCAUCCACUUAGGCUACCAGCGCAGAAACAAGGAGGUGAUUGCAUGGGUGAAGAAACGCAGAAGAACCAUCAGACGAGAGGACCUCAUUAGCUUCCUGUGUGGCAAAGUUCCACCUCCACGGACAGCUCGCGCUCCACCUAGAGUUGCCAUGGUGUCUGCAAGCCGACCUUCACCUCCAGAGACGGGCAGCUCCGUGGAGACUGAUCUGCAGCCCUUCAGGGAGGCAAUUGCACUGCACGGUCUUAGCGGUGCCAUGGCAAGCAUUUCUGUGCGCUCUGGUCCCCCUGGUUCCCCAACUCAUCCUGCCCAGUCCCUCAGUCGUCGUAGGAACGGUCUUCAUGAUGUGGACCUCAACACGUUCAUUGCUGAGGAGAUGGCACUCCAUCUGGAUUCCACAGCCAAUCGUAAACGAGGCCCUGCCCCCUGUAGUGAUGUCAUCACAGACUCGCCCACUCAUAAACGUAACAGGAUGCUCUGAACUUUUCCUACACCACUAAUCCCUCCUCUGUCCUCUCCUCGGUGGCUGACUGGACAGCUGAUGAGAACUGAUGCCUUGGCCAGCCAUUGAAAUCUUCCUCCUAUUCAUCUUAGUUGCAAUGCUACAAAUAAAGAAAAACUUAACUAUUACCAACCCACAUAGUUCUCCCCUUCUUUAUUUUUCUUCCACCCACCCCUCUCACCCAUUGUCUCACACAUCCAUGUUAGAGAUCUGUCCUUUUUCAGAAUUUUUUCUUUCUUCCUGUUUAUGUUCGGCUGCCCUCAGUAGACCAGAAACCGAAGCAAGCACAUGUCACACUUGAAAUCCUUACAUCGCAGAAUGUUGCAUUUAGACAUUGUUAAUUGGCCGGGCUCCUUUGUGCUUCACAUCCAAUCAGAUGACCUGGGCUGUUGCCUACUGUUUGCUGUUCUCUUCCCCUCAUUCCUCAAACGUACUACUUCCUCCUCCUCCUCCUCUGUGGAGUGCUGGCCAAACCAGACUGGACUGAAACUCGGGCUCCUCGGGAGGCUGAACUGUCUCCCUGCUGUGUGGCUCCACUCAAAACGCUUGUCAGCGUGUGUGUAUCUCAUUCUGCUGCUGCUCUGUGUGUUUGCGUAUCUGACAGCAGAACUGCCACUUACUGUGUUGUACUUGUCUUUGCCUUUGAGAAAGCUGCUACAGUAUCUCUGGUUGUGCAACAGUGAGUGUGUGAGUGUGUGUGUAUGUAUGUAUGUGUAUGAAUGUCUGCGUGUGUGCUUGUGGAUGCAGGGUUCUGGCAUAUCCAGCACCCACUUGACCUAUUUUUUUUCCUGUUUUACUUAAAUUCAUCCUAUUUUUCAUUAGUUGCUCUUUGAAGCCCAAACCAGGGUUUUAUCACAAAGCAGGUCAGUCCACUUUACACAGAUAAUGGUGACUAUCCUCACUGUCAGUUAGCUGACAUUCUGAGUGGUGAGAUGAUAGGAGGUGAAAAAGCAAGACAUGUUUUCAACAACAGUUUUUUCCCCCAUUGUCCUGCAUUGUAUUAAGUUUUUUGUGUUAUGUUUAUGAAACAAAUAUGCACAGUUUCCCUGUUGGCAUCAAAAUACAUUUGACUGAGUACUGGUUCUUGCAUUCUUUGCAUUAAGAGCAGUAACAGUGUUUCAAUGCUUGCAUUUUACCUACUUUUAUGUUUACGUUUGUCCCAUUGAUAAGAACUUCAACUGGUGCGUUGUCAUCAUUUUGUCUCUUGAACUUCAGAAAGAGUUACAACACUUUCACACUUGUGAUUUCAGCUUUAAACUUUGAAAAUUUCAGGGGGCAGUUGCCUGUUAACUAGCAGGGGCCAAUGGCUGUGAUAUUUUAUUUUGUCUAGCCAAUUCACUACUUGGGUGUGAUGGUUCAACAAGGCUUGGGACACUUGUUUUUGCUAGUUUCACACACUGCUUUGUGAUACAAUCUUGUGUAAUGUGUGUAAAUAACAUGUAGGUGCUGUUAUAUGUGGUACAUAUUGUAAAAAGAAGUGCAAAUCCAUCGGGAUGUCCAUGUACAAUAACAAUUCUGACAUUAAAGAAAAUACAAGCGUUUAA
Lates calcarifer (barramundi perch) is the source of this 2600-nucleotide messenger RNA. RefSeq names its product HUWE1 associated protein modifying stress responses b (gene hapstr1b). The record is from RefSeq and is a predicted model, not a curated record. The transcript has 4 exons. The coding region runs from base 244 to 1035 and encodes 263 amino acids. NCBI's taxonomy places the organism in Eukaryota, Metazoa, Chordata, Actinopteri, Centropomidae.